Molecule: messenger RNA, 1840 nt
Organism: Effrenium voratum
Lineage: Eukaryota; Dinophyceae; Suessiales; Symbiodiniaceae
Source: the annotation of a GenBank genome assembly
GUGUACGCCUCGCGAGAAUUCGCGUGUCUUCAUGUCAUUUCCCAUGGGGCUCUCUCCAUGAGCCGUGCUGCAGGAGCGGCUUAUGGUGAAGGCUGCGCCCCCCGCAGCGCCACCGCCCCGGAACCUGUACCAGCCGCAGCUGGAGAGCGCUGCAGAAGAUGCCGCCUUCCGCGCGCGCCGGAGCCGCUUCGAGCGGGAGAUGCUGCUGGAAGCCGAGGACUUGGGACUGCUACGGAAGCUGGAUCGAGAGGUAGCAGACCUCAUCAUGAGCGAGCCGCCCUUGCUGACGCUAGAGGCCACCCUUGAGCGCUGCCGCAAGAGAUUGCGCGAUUCCAACUUGGAUGAUUUUCUGGUGCAGAUCAAGGACCUUGAGGAGGACUGCGAGCUGGAGGAUAGCCUUUGCUCGCGCCUGCGUGCGCUGCCCUGGCCUUCCAUCCAGGUGAUCCUGGGCCAGGAGCGGCACUGGUGCCCCGAGACGCAGCGGCGGCAACUGCAGGACUCUGUGAGCCUUCUGGAGCUCCAGGCCCAACGCAGCGCGCCGAAGCCAAAGACGAAGCCGAAGGCCGAGCCCAAGGCCGAGCCCAAGGCCGAGCCCAAGGCCGAGCCCAAGGUAGCGGCUAGCAUCGAUAGCGUUUCCUAUACCAAGAAUCUCAUCAAGCAGAUCACUGGGCAUGACGCGGAGCCUUUGAAGCCCAAAGAGGCCAAGCCAAAACUGGAGAAAGCGGAGGCCUCGCCGCUUCGGAGAACCUCUCCGGCGAGACCUGCACGCAAGGCAGCCAAGUCCCCACUGGAGCACCAGAUCCAAGGCAUCAUUGACGAGCACAAGCACAGCGAAGACUUUGAGCGCGAGGUCUUCCACUGGGUGCAGAACUCGGGCAUGAAGCCGGAGGUUGGCCUGGUGCUGCAGAUGCUGAGCAGCACAGCAGCUUGGGGGGUGAUGCGGAUUUGCCAAGGCACUUGCAAUGUGAGCCAGUUCUUGCAGCAGGUGCAGCUGGUGAACGGCCAAGCCGCAGCUCUGGGACAGCUCUUGUGCACGCCCCGGGCCGAUGCUUGGGCAGCGGCAGCCUACUACGGGAACUGGUACCCAGGCUACUACUGGGGCGGCUGGCCAAUGCAAGCAACCAAGGAGGAGAAGAAGUCAAAGAAGUCCAAAAAGGACAAGAAGAACAAAAAGAAGAAGGACAAGAAGAGCAAGGCAACGGCUGGAAAGCGCAAAGCAUCAAGUUCCAGCGAGGAGAGUAGCUCCCGGCCAGUUGCGCGCGGUGGGGUUGCGCACACGCCCGAAGGUCCCUGCGCCGCGGCGGCCCCGGCGGCCGCCGCUAUGGAGAAGCCGAAGUCUGUGGCGGACCGUCUCGCCGCGCUGCUGGACAGCGUGGAGGAGAGCGCCGAGCCAGGACCCUCUGCGGCGCCUACAAAACGACCGACGGAGGCUGCAGCUCCUGCUGAGGUUCUAAAGCCUCAGGCCGCCCCACCAGGGCCUUCGGAAGUUGCAACCGAGAAGGAGAUCUCGGCGUCAAGUCAUGAGCUUCAGAUGCGACACUGGCUGGAGUCCCUGGACAGCAAAGGCUCGCUGCUGCAGUAUUUGCCAAAGCUGAAGGAGGAGUUCGAUGCAGACUUGGGUCAGCUGACUUCAGUGAGGCUCGCCAACGCUGAGGGCGGCGUUCUCUCCAGCAUCGACUCCACUUUCUGGCAGGCCAUCGGAGUGGUGCGUAUGGGCCAUCGGCUUCUCUUGGCCAAGGCCAUCCUGGCGCUGUGAUGCGAUCGGCCCGGAAGAAAGUGGCUGGGUCCGAAUGUAAGCAGUGCCCCAGACCGAGUCAUAGCCAUGGGGAUUGCCUGAGGC